Molecule: messenger RNA, 888 nt
Organism: Arvicola amphibius (Eurasian water vole)
Lineage: Eukaryota; Metazoa; Chordata; Mammalia; Rodentia; Cricetidae
Gene: Tex26
Product: testis expressed 26
Exons: 7
Coding region: 1-888 (295 amino acids)
Cellular component (GO): cytoplasm
Source: RefSeq, a predicted model, not a curated record
AUGGCCCAAUGUAGUGACAAGGCUCCGUGCCCCACUGAAUGUGACCCCAAGCUCCAGUCAAGUGACACCAACUGGGAUUCCUAUGCUACCACCAUGAAGACAGCAUUCACGCCUAAAGCAGGAGCGGUGGCCAAUUUAAUACGUCCAAAGAGCACCAGAAGAUUGGGCUACACCUACUCACUUAGUGAUCCUAUUCUGAAUCAGACACUUUACAGUGACGAAUAUUCUUGGAAAACAUAUGCGAAAGAAAAAAUGAUAAAAAGUGGGACUUCAAGAGGAAUAAGGACCCAUAAAGCGCAUCUCGGUCAAGAAUUCUUUCAGUGGACACUCCCCAAAGGGAAACCAACCCACACCCUCCCCUGGAUAGUCCCUCCACCCAUGGAAAAAGUCCGGGAGGCGAUAGCAAAUCAGUUUGUUUCCCACACCAAGAGGGACUUCGUGGAUGUGACUCAAGCUAAGAAGACCAUGAAAUCUUUUCCCAUGUCUCUGGACUGGAAAGAAUUCCUUCCCCGACCUUUGGACACCGAAUUCCGGCACCAUUACCAAAUUCCAGCUAAGAUUCCCGAACUGCAGGAUUUUAGUUUCAAAUAUGGAUGCUACUCGAGCCUGCCUGUCGCUUCCCAGGGUCUAGUGCCCUCUGUGCUGCGUAGCUACAUACGGAACCAGGAACGCACGAAGAAUCAGACCACGUACGAGAGUGACUAUGGGAAAGACUGCCUGGACUUCUUGAUGAUCUUAGACUCGUUCUCCCCCUCCCAAAUCCACAAGUAUCUGCAAAGUGUUUCCUACAAAGACAGACAAAUUCUUGAUCGCUUCAUCCAUUCUCAUUGUAACAUUGGUGAGGGGAAAAUUGGGAAAGGGAAACGAAGCCGCGGGAAGAGACCCUGA